Messenger RNA from Scaptodrosophila lebanonensis, 1398 nucleotides. RefSeq lists its product as uncharacterized. The coding region runs from base 77 to 1288 and encodes 403 amino acids. The record is from RefSeq and is a predicted model, not a curated record. NCBI's taxonomy places the organism in Eukaryota, Metazoa, Arthropoda, Insecta, Diptera, Drosophilidae. The transcript is spliced from 4 exons.
AUUACUGCAUAUUUGUUUUGUUUUUUAUUAAUAUUUUUUAUUUUAGCACAAAAUUAAUGAACUUUAGAAGCUUAACAUGUCAACUGCCAAAUUACCAGAGUGGGUGAGUUGCAUUUCGCUGACGAAGGCCGUGCACAGCAUUUCGGAUGAUGAGGACAAAGUUAUGGCUGUAAUACCUAUUGUGGAUUCAAUUCAGUAUCGGAACUGCACCAUUCUGAUGCCCAUCAAGGUCAAGGUUCAACAGAAGGAUAUGACCACCAAAAAACUUUCGUUUGUACUGAAAGCGCAGAACAGCAGCAAGUUCCAAGCAAAGAUAAUGAGUCAAUUCAAAAUGUUCUUCAGGGAAGAUCAGAUGUAUCACCAAAUAUUACCAAAAUUUGAGGAAAUUUAUAGCGCAGCGGGCAAGACCGUUCAGUUCGGACCUCGGGCAUUCAAGCUUGAUUAUAAUAUUGGAGCCAACUAUAUAUUGCUUGAGGAUCUGAAAGCCAAAGGCUUUAAGAAUGCAGAUCGACAAGGCGGCUUCGAUCAGCUGCACAUAAAAGAGGUUUUGAAGAAACUUGCCGGGUUCCACGCUGUUUCCGCUGUCUAUGUGGAGAAAUAUGGCAUGUUCAGCAAAUUAUUUACUCUUGGGGUCUACACCAAAGGCAAUAAACCGAUAUUGAAGGAACUGAACGACGCCGAUCCGUUUCUGACGCAGCUUCGACGCUGGCGUGUUGGCACACAGUUCCACAAACGCUUAAUAGACAAGGAGAAGGUUCUCAUUGAUCGCAUUCUGGACAAUCAGACGGUGAAUCCCCAUGAGUUUAAUGUACUGAAUCACAGCGAUUGUUGGGUGAAUAAUGUGAUGUUCAAAAACGACGGGUUCGGCAAUAUCGAAGACAUUCAACUGCUCGACUAUCAAGUGGUGAAAUAUGGAAGUCCGGCCUAUGAUCUCUUCUAUACAAUACUCUCAUCGGCGAAUCGGGAUAUAAAGCUGGAAAAAUUUGACUAUUUAGUUCAAUAUUAUUUCUAUUAUCUGCUGGAGAACUUGAAGUUUCUGAAAUUUCGGCGUCCAAUGCCGGAGUUUGCAAAAAUUCAAGAAGCACUGAAUAACAAUGGUAUAGCAGCCUAUGUUGUUGUAUCGCGUGUGCUUCCCAUUGUGAUGAUGCAUGGCGAAUUCGAGGAUGAGAAUAGCGACCGUUAUGCAUCCAAAAUGAAAUGCUCGAUGUUUACGAAUCGCAAAUACAUUCAAGUCAUGAAUGAGGUUUUGCCCUGGAUGGAUGCCAGAGGCCUACUAAAUUGGAGUUAAGAACAAAAUGAAACUGUCUCUGGAUGUUUUAAUGCAAACCAUAUUAGAUUUAUGUGUUGUUUUUAAAUUUUUUACAAAAUAAAUAAAUUGUAUUGAGUCUCAAAUUCAAA